AUGUCCUUUGCCGAAUCGGCAAGCCAGGGCUUGUUCCAGGUCAACGAGACGCAGUUUGACUUUAACCUGCGCUUCGAGCAAGUCUUCUUCUCCAUCAUUCCUUCGGCCAUAUUCAUCGUCGCUUCCCUAUGGCGAGCACUCUCCAAGGCCAGACAGCCGGCCGUCGUUGUCGCGCCCAUCUUUCAGGCUACUAAAGUGGCCGUUACCGCAGUGUAUGCCAUCCUCGAAUUGGCACUGCUCGUGGUCGCUGCCGCCGGUGGCUUCCGCACGACGCCGACGCUGCUCGCGUCCUCGGCGCUGAAGCUCCUCGCCGCGCUGUUGAUGGUUGUGCUGAGCUUCACGGACCACAGCAAGAGCGCGCGCCCGUCCAUCGUUCUCAACAUUUACGUCUUCUUCACGCUCAUCCUCGACGCCGCGCAGGCCAGGACGCUCUUCCUGCUCUCUUCUCCCUCCUCCGCAGGCAAUCAUCAUGAAUUCACUUACAGCGCGCUCUUUGUCACGACCGUCGCGGUCAAGCUCGUCAUCCUGCUGCUCGAGUCGCAGCGCAAGGCGAGAUGGGUGCGGUGGGCUGACGAAAAGGAGCACAGCCCCGAGGAGACGAGCGGCGUCUUCUCGCUCGGCGUCUUCUUCUGGCUGAACGGCCUCUUCCUUGUGGGCUACAAAAAGGUCAUGGCCAUUGCGGACCUCUUUCCGCUCGACAGCACGCUCGACGGCAAGCGCCUGCACGCCGCGUUUGCCAAGAACCUGCGCGCCGCCACGCUCAAGGGCGACAAGCUCGCGCUCCUCAAGGUCCUGGCGUGGACGAUGAAGGGCACCAUCCUCCUCGCCGUCGUGCCGCGGCUCUGCCUCCUCGGCUUCACCUUCAGCCAGCCCUUCUUCAUCGAGCGGCUGCUGGACACGCUGUCGCGGCCCGUCGUGCCCGCCAACACCAGCUACGGCCUCAUCGGCGCCGCGUUCCUCAUCUACCUGGGCAUCGCCAUCUCGACCUCGUUUUACUGGUACUACCAGUUCCGCAUGCUGGCCAUGGCACGCGCCAUGCUCGUCACAGAGAUCUACGCCCAGUCGACCCGGCUCUCCAUCGGCAAGGCCAGCGACAAUGCCGCGCUGACGCUGAUGAGCACCGACUGGGAGCGCAUCAACGAGGGCUUCCAGGCGAUGCACGACAUCUGGGUGAGCAUGGUGCAAGUCGGCCUCGCGUCGUGGAUGCUGUACCGCCAGCUGGGCUUCAUCUUCUUCGUGCCGCUCGGCAUCGUUCUCGUCAGCUUCGCGGGCGUCAGCUUCGUCUCGCGCUUCAUGGGCGGCUCACAAAAGGCGUGGAUGGAGGGCGUGGAGAAGCGCGUGGGUCUGACGGCGACGACCGUCGGCCACAUGAAGAACCUGAAAAUGUCGGGCCUCUCGUCAGCAAUUGAAGCACUUGUGCAGAAGCUCCGGGUGGACGAGCUGGCGGCGGGAUCGCUCUUCCGUCAGCUUGCCGUCGUGGCGGCUGCCUUUGGCUUCGCGCCGAUGCUUCUCUCGCCGCCCCUCACCCUCGCCUUUUCGCAGGGGACUCUGGAUGCCACGCGGGCCUUUACCAGUCUGUCGUACCUCGUCCUCUUGACUCUGCCACUGGGUAUUGUCUUUCAGCAGAUUCCACUGCUCAUCGGAGCCAAUGCUUGUGUAAGUCGUAUCCAAGAGUUUUUCGAAUGCGAGACGCAUGAAGACUUUCGUCAGAUUUUCGACAACGAGGAGUCUGUGUCCGAGAAGGAGGUAGCUGUGUCUAGUCGUCACGCAAUUGAGGUUUUGGACGGCAAAUUUGGGUGGGAGGCAGAUAAGCCUGUGUUACAAGGCGUCAACGUCGCGAUCUCUUCAUCUUCUCUCAAUAUGGUGGUGGGACCUGUCGGGUCAGGCAAGUCGACAUUCUGCAAAGCCGUGCUUGGCGAAACCGCCCAUAAUGAAGGCACAGUGACCCUCGGCACUCGUAAUCCUCACGUCGGCUACUGCGACCAGACUCCAUUUCUGUUCAACGGAUCAAUCCGAGACAACAUCGUUGGACAGUCGGAGUUCAACACAGAACGCUACAACGAGGUCAUCGAUGCAACUGCCCUCCGUUUCGAUCUCAACAACCUUCCGCAAGGCGACAAGACCAAUGUCGGCUCCGAUGGCAUCACGCUUUCCGGCGGCCAAAAGCAGCGCGUUGCCCUCGCCCGCGCGUUAUACCUGGACACGACGCUUCUGAUUUUUGAUGACGUCUUCAGUGGUCUGGAUGCCGAUACCGAGGAGAUUGUAUUCCGUCAGGUUUUUGGUUCUGGCGGCCUGCUUCGCAAGCGACGAUCUACUGUUCUUCUUUGCACGCAUAGCGUCAGACAUCUUCCUGCUGCCGACCACAUCAUUGCACUGGGUGCUGGUAACAUCUCAGAGCAAGGCACUUUCACAGAACUCAUGGCCAACCCCGACGGCUACGUACACCGCCUCGGCGUCAAGUCGGCAUCUGGCAGCGAGGCUGGGUCUGAGGAGACAGCCACGCCCGACAAGGCCGAAGAAGAUGCCACGCUGCCACAGCUUGAGGCCAUCGCUACCAAACAGUCCGAAGCUGCUGUGGGUGCGGAUCUAGCGCGCCAGCAGGGUGACGCUACAGUAUACAAGCACUACGCUGUGAGCAUGGGCAUCUUUACUUCGACGACCGGUCUUGCUUUUACUGCUGCGUAUGGCUUCUUUGAAAACUAUCCCACCAUUUGGCUCAAGUAUUGGUCCGACGACGUCGGCAAGGGCUUCAUACACCACUCUUUCGGCUACUACGCUGGGGUCUACGGUGCACUCAUGGCGUCUGCUAUGAUAUGCCUCAUGAUUUCCAUCAUCUUGUUCUUCGUCAUUGGCGUGAAGCGCGCAGGCGCAAACCUUCAUCAAAACGCCCUCACCACCAUGAUUAGCGCACCGCUAUCUUUCUUUACAACCACAGACACGGGCGUCGUCACCAACCUGUUCUCUCAAGAUUUGAAUCUCGUAGAUACAGAGCUGCCCAUGGCUCUGAUCAAUUGUUUCUUUGCAUUCUUCCAAGCACUCGGUCAGGCAUGCGUUAUGAUUACCGCAUCACCAUACAUCGCCAUCACGUACCCAUUUCUGAUUGCACUUUUGUUUCUCCUGGCAAAAUUUUAUCUGCGUACGUCCAGGCAGAUGCGACUGCUUGAUCUCGAGGCCAAGAGUCCGCUGUACGCACACUUUCUCGACACCAUCAAGGGCGUCGUCACCAUGCGAGCCUUUGGCUUUAUUGCCGAAGAUAUCAGCAAAAAUAAUAACCUGCUGAACACUAGCCAGCGUCCCGCGUAUCUGCUCGUCAUGAUUCAGCAAUGGUUGACGCUGGUUCUCGGCAUCGUUGUUGCAGUCUUGGCUACUGGAUUGACAGCACUCGCUACGCGUAUGCACUCUAGCUCUGGGUUCACCGGCGCGUCCAUGGUGACUCUAAUGAGCUUUGGCGAGAACCUUUCGAUGAUUGUUCAAUUUUACACUCGACUCGAAACGUCGAUUGGUGCCAUCGCGCGACUCAAGACUUUUAGCGCCACCGUCAAGCCUGAAAACCAAGAUCAUGAGGAUGUGAUUCCUGCUGAAGAAUGGCCGCAGAAGGGUGAAAUCAAGAUUGAGAAUGUGUCGGCGAGCUAUGAAUCAACCGAGUCAAAGACGGACGAUGCGCUUCACCUAGCCUUGAAGAAUAUUGAUCUAACGAUCCUUGCUGGAGAGAAGAUUGCCGUUUGUGGCCGUACUGGCAGUGGAAAGUCCAGCUUCGUCGCCCUACUGCUGAAACUCCUUGACCCUACCGCGGUUUCAAAGGGCAGCAUAGUGAUCGACGGUAUCGCUCUGAGCCACAUUCAGCGUUCUGCUCUGCGGCAGCGCAUUCUAGCCGUCCCCCAGGAAGCAGUCUUCUUGCCCAAUGGAUCCACCUUCCAGGCCAACCUGGACCCAUUUGAGCGUGCCACAGCCGACGACUGUGAAGCGGUGUUGAAAGUGGUUGACCUGUGGGACUUCGUCACAGAGCGAGGUGGUCUGGAGUCCGGCAUGAGCAGCGGCACCCUCAGUGCCGGCCAGCGACAACUCAUGUCGCUUGGUCGUACGGUGCUCAGGCGGCGCAUGCGAGCGAGAGAUCAGGGUAUCGACAAGGGCUCUCUUGAGCCCGAGGGUGGUGUUUUGCUCAUGGAUGAGGUGAGCUCGAGUGUUGAUAUCGAGACGGAGCGCAUCAUGCAAGACGUGAUGAAGCGCGAGUUUGCCAAGUAUACGAUUAUCGCAGUCAGCCAUCGCCUCGACAUGAUUAUGGACUUUGACAAGGUCGUCGUCAUGGACAAGGGUGAGAUUGUUGAGGUUGGAAACCCUGUGGCGCUUGCGCAGGAAGAACAAUCUCGCUUCGGUGACCUUGUCAAGGCCUCCAAUAAAUAG
Akanthomyces muscarius is the source of this 4401-nucleotide messenger RNA. RefSeq lists its product as uncharacterized. Lineage: Eukaryota; Fungi; Ascomycota; Sordariomycetes; Hypocreales; Cordycipitaceae. The coding region runs from base 1 to 4401 and encodes 1466 amino acids. The record is from RefSeq and is a predicted model, not a curated record. Gene Ontology annotation, cellular component: membrane. The transcript has 4 exons. Gene Ontology annotation, biological process: transmembrane transport. Gene Ontology annotation, molecular function: ATP binding; ATP hydrolysis activity; ABC-type transporter activity.